This is a messenger RNA of Mycosarcoma maydis (corn smut), 495 nucleotides long. RefSeq lists its product as uncharacterized. Lineage: Eukaryota; Fungi; Basidiomycota; Ustilaginomycetes; Ustilaginales. The record is from RefSeq and is a predicted model, not a curated record. The transcript has 2 exons. Bases 1 to 495 code for a protein of 164 amino acids.
AUGGACUCGAAACAGCUCAAGCGAGAGGAGAAGGCGAUCUCCAAGGAGGCCAAGGCUGAUGACCGACAGCUGAAAUCGGCGCAGAAGUAUUGGAACAAGGACAAGAAGAAAGAGACCAAGCUUCUGAAGCAGCAGUCGAAAGCUGAAGACGAGCAUAGGAAAGCGAUUCAGAAGGAGCACAAAUUGCAGGCCAAGCUCGAGAAGGCUCAAGCCAAACACAACGAGUCGGUGCGAACGCUCGAGGAGAAAAAGAUGAAGAUCGAAUCCGCCAAGAAGGCCAUUCAGGAGCACAAGAGUAGGUUACAGGAUAAGGAACAGAAACUUGCUCAGGCUCAGCACAAGAAGGCCGUGGGCGAGAACGAGCGUCACAGGCACAAGGAGGCGCUCCUUUCUCAAAGCGUAUCCAACACCACCAAUACCCCCAACACCGCUUCUAAUAUCGCCCAUAACAUCUCCCAGCCCGACCACCAGGCUCCAGCCGUCGGCGCUCACUAA